Myxozyma melibiosi is the source of this 2308-nucleotide messenger RNA. RefSeq lists its product as uncharacterized. Gene Ontology annotation, molecular function: RNA polymerase II CTD heptapeptide repeat phosphatase activity. Lineage: Eukaryota; Fungi; Ascomycota; Lipomycetes; Lipomycetales; Lipomycetaceae. The transcript has 4 exons. The record is from RefSeq and is a predicted model, not a curated record. Gene Ontology annotation, cellular component: nucleus. Bases 353 to 2179 code for a protein of 608 amino acids.
CAAAACUCUCCGCAAAUCUCGAAAACGCGAAGCGGAAGAGCAGAUUCUCUGCUUUGCCACUCCCUCUGUGCUCUGGCUCUGGUUCUCUGCUGUUCGGUGCGGUGCAAGUCAAAAAAAACAGGUUGAAGACAAUUGCUGUAGAGCUGCUGUCGAAAUCAGAAACAGUCGUUGCGCCGGUUUAGAGAUUAUUACUCGUUUGCUUUCCUGGCAAAAUCAUAACAGUUUAAUAAAGAUAUGCUAAUGACGAUUUGAUCGCGCAAAAGAAAAAGGCCCAGCUUUUCUGUUCUCCUCAGUUUUCUCUUUUCUUUCCUCUUCCUCUUCUUAGGCGCUGUUGAAGCACAUCUCAGUCAGCAUGGCGACCGAAAUCACACUUCCCUCAAACCUGCAUUAUCCCAUCACCAUCGUGCAACUUAUAUGUCAGUCUGGUAGUGAAGUGCAAAAGAAUGCACCGUUAUUCUCAUAUCGGUAUAAGACCAAGGUCACGCAAACCAUAGAUAUCAACGAAGAAGUCGAAGUCGACGCGGAGCUGCUGGCCUCGUUUGAUUCCCCGAUGGAGGGUACGCUAGGAGACUGGCUGAUCAAGGAAGGCGAUGUAAUUGAGAGUUCUGGCCUGGUCGCCGUAUCGGUCUCCGAGCCUUGCACGCACGCGGUUCAAUAUGCAGGCAUGUGCGCGCUCUGCGGCAAGGAUCUCACACACCGUGACUAUUCUGGAUACAACGAAGCCGCUCGUGCAGAUGUUCAAAUGUUCCACAAGUCUAAGGGUCUUGCCGUCAGCAUGACUGAAGCCGAGCGGAUUGAAAAAACAACGACAAUGGCUCUUCUGACGAGCGGGAAACUUAUUCUCGUCGUGGAUCUCGACCAAACGGUGAUCCACACCACCGUCGACCCAAUCAUCGGCGAGUGGAAACGCAACCCAGACGAUCCCCACUACGACGCCGUCAAAGACGUGCACUCGUUCUGUCUCCAAGAUGGCUCAAACUCACAGGGCUAUUGGUAUUAUGUGAAAGUCAGGCCCGGGCUGGAAGAGUUUCUGGAGCGGAUCUCGAAGAAGUACGAGUUGCACAUCUACACGAUGGCGACAAAGUCGUAUGCGGCUGCUAUUGCAAAGAUCAUAGAUCCGACAGGGAAGUAUUUCGCAGACCGAGUACUUUCGCGCGACGAGAGUGGGAAUCUUGAGCAGAAAAACCUGAAGCGACUGUUUCCGGUGGACACGAGCUUGGUGGUGAUCAUCGACGAUAGAGGCGAUGUGUGGAAAUGGAGCGCGAAUUUGAUCAAAGUGGUGCCGUUUGAGUUCUUUGUCGGAAUUGGUGAUAUCAACUCUGGGUUUCUGCCAAAGCAGCAGGACGUCAAGGCUACGGGUGCGACUACGUCCGGCGGAACGAUUGCAAUGCCGCAGGAGGACAAGCCGGUUGGGAAAAGCUCGCUUUCGGGAGACAGGGAAGAUACCGAGCUGGCGAAUAUCGAGAGCUCGCUGAUGCGCGUGCACGAUGCUUAUUAUACAGAAUAUAGAGAAUACCAGAAGAAGAAGGAGUCGCAAGUGGUCAACAAACGGAAACGGAAGCGGCCGGGCGACUGGCGAGAAGGGCUGCCGGACAUCAAAGUGAUUAUGCCGCGAAUUAAACAGAGCGUACUCGAUGGUGUAGUGAUUUUGAUGUCUGGCACGGUGCCUCUGGGCGCGAACUUGGACUCGGUCGACGUGGUUAUAUGGGCGCGGUCGUUUGGCGCAAAGGUCGUUGACACGUUGGCGUUCGAUGUCACUCAUUUGGUAGCGGAACGGACGGGGACGAAGAAAGUGCACCAGGCGACGAAGUUCAAGGGGAUUCAUAUCGUGUCGCCGGCGUGGCUUUACAGAUGCCUGUCCUCGUGGACACACGUCGACGAGAGCGACUACGUGCUCGCGGUGUCGCCGAAUAACGCAUGGGAGGCGGAGUCGGAUAGCAGCAGUGAUUUCGAUUUGGACGACAGCGAUCUCGACGUCGCUUCUGAGGCCGAGAACGAUGUGUUUGAUGCUGUGGUGGACGAUGACGGUGUUGUCGAGUCCAUCAUACCUGAGAAGCAGAGCCAGGACGAGGAAAUGGACGACGGCGCGGUAGUGGUCGCAGAGGAGCCCGUAGUGCUCCCGGAGCAGGAAUCCGAGACUGUAGAGCAGGCAGAAGAGAGCGACGAGUCCGAGGCGUGAGUAACGAGCGCAGCUGCCCUGUAUAAUACAACAAUAAUACAAACAAUAAUACACAAGAUACCUAAUCCAGCCAAUAGCACGACUUCCAAUUCGGGAAGUGCAGCUGCGGUUUUAGAGUUUUGCUCCCCC